UAGCUUGACCCGAGUAAGGGCGCUGGGCUUCACUUUCGCCACUGCGCAGGCGCCUCCUACUCUGCGCAGCUAUACUAAGAGAGGGAGGCUUUGACUUCAUGCGCGAGAAGUCCCGCGGGUCACUUAGCCGCUGUCCCUCCCGGCAGCAGGUGCCCUCGGUCCUCGGGAGGUCAUCUAUGGCUCUCCAAGGAGUCCGAGUGCUGGAGUUUGCCGGCCUGGCCCCAGGCCCCCUCUGCGGCAUGAUCCUGGCCGAUUUCGGGGCCCAGGUGAUGAGAGUGGACAGGCUGGGCCCGGCCACCCCUACGUGGAUGGCCCGAGGGAAGCGAUCCUUGGCCUUGGACUUGAAGCGGCCCGAGGGGGCGGCCGUAAUACGCAGGAUCAGCCGCCAGAUGGACGUGCUGGCGGAGCCCUUCCGGUCAGGUGUCAUGGAGAAAUUUGGACUUGGUCCAGAGAUUCUGCGAAAGGACAAUCCAAGGCUUAUCUAUGCCAGAUUGAGUGGAUUUGGUCAGACUGGAAGAUUGUCUAAGGUAGCAGGUCACGAUAUCAAUUUUCUGGCCUUGUCAGGUGUGCUGUCAAAAUUAGGCAGGAGUAGUGAGACUCCUUAUGCACCACUAAAUCUUUUGGCUGACUUUGGUGGUGGCAGUUUGACAUGUGCAUUGGGCAUUGUGCUGGCUCUUUAUGAACGUACGCAGUCUGGCAAAGGUCAGGUCAUUGAUGCAAAUAUGGUGGAAGGAGCAGCAUAUCUAAGUUCUUUUUUGUGGCAGUCGCAAAAUGCUGGACUCUGGAGCCAGCCUCGAGGAAAGAAUAUGUUAGAUAGUGGAGCACCUUUCUAUGAAACGUACAGGACUUCAGAUGGGAAAUUCAUGGCUGUUGGUGCCAUAGAACCUCAAUUCUAUGCACUGCUGAUUAAUGGACUGGGAUUAAAUUGUGAUGAACUUCCUGAUCAGCUGAGUAUUUCUGAUUGGGAAGAAAUGAAGAAGAAAUUUGCAGAAAAGUUUGCAAAGAAGACACAGGCAGAAUGGUGUAAGAUUUUUGAUGGCACCGAUGCAUGUGUGACUCCUGUUGUGAAUUUGGAGGAAGCUGCCCUUAAUGAACAUAACCAAGAACGGGGCUCUUUUAUCACUGAUGAGGAUCAUAAUGUGAGCCCCAGACCUGCUCCUUUGCUUUCGAGAACACCAGCUGUUCCCUCUACCAAAAGGAAUCCACUGAAAGGAGAACACACUGAAGAGAUACUUCAGGAAUUUGGGUUUAGCAAGGAAGAGAUUAAUCAGCUUUAUUUGGACAAAAUCAUUGAACCAAGUAAACUGAAAGCUAAUCUAUAAACUCAUAAUUAUAGAGCUUAGCAGGUUUGAAGAAUAAAUUUGUGAUACAGAAUGAUAAUUAACACUUCAUACAUGGAGAUUGGAAAUUAUGGUAUUACAUUUGUUGGAAUAUCCUAAUCAGGCAAUAACUAGUAACUGAAAAAUUAUUUUGGUUGCACAGUUAUGAUAGAUUUCACUACAGAUUUUUCCAUGGAGACUUUUGGCUUAAGAAUGUUGUAUUUUUAGAGUAAUGCUCACAGUGGAUGAGCCUUUUAACUCAUCUUUUGAAUAUAUUUUUUAAUGUUAGAAUAUGAAAGUGCUUUUAAUGUUUUAAAUGAA
This is a messenger RNA of Vombatus ursinus (common wombat), 1640 nucleotides long. It is a transcript of the gene AMACR, whose product is annotated as alpha-methylacyl-CoA racemase. The transcript has 5 exons. Gene Ontology annotation, cellular component: mitochondrion. Lineage: Eukaryota; Metazoa; Chordata; Mammalia; Diprotodontia; Vombatidae. Gene Ontology annotation, molecular function: alpha-methylacyl-CoA racemase activity. The record is from RefSeq and is a predicted model, not a curated record. Gene Ontology annotation, biological process: bile acid metabolic process. Bases 99 to 1322 code for a protein of 407 amino acids.